Molecule: messenger RNA, 2366 nt
Organism: Cyphomyrmex costatus
Lineage: Eukaryota; Metazoa; Arthropoda; Insecta; Hymenoptera; Formicidae
Gene: Argk1
Product: Arginine kinase 1
Exons: 5
Coding region: 1242-2366 (374 amino acids)
Biological process (GO): phosphocreatine biosynthetic process
Molecular function (GO): creatine kinase activity
Source: RefSeq, a predicted model, not a curated record
CGAGCGAGAGAGAGAGAGAGAGAGAGACAAACAUGUCGGCCGCCGCGCGAGUGACGGAGAUAACGAAGCGAAAGAGCGAAGGAGAAAGAGAGAGAGAGAGAGAGAGAGAGAACACGGCACGCAGAAUGCCGCCUCCUGCUUAGUGAUAGCGUAGAGACUGUAGUGUUCACAUCACACCACACACCUAACCAAAAUUCUCGUUCACCAUUUAAGGAAAGUUCGAUAUAUAUACACAAAUAUAUAUAUAUAUUAUAUAUUCGCACAAAUUAGUCAGUUAGUUUCUCAAACACGCACACUACAACCACUGACCGGUAACACGCACGCCCGCACACACGUAUUUAUACGUAUAUACAUAUAUAUAUAAUACAUAUAUAUAUAUAUAUAUAUUUGUAUGUAUAUUUUGUAUUCGCGUCGCGAGACAAGCUGAAGGGCGCGCCCGGCCGAAAAUCGGACGGGAGAAAAAGAGAGAGGAGAAAGGAAAGGAGGGUACUCUGCCGCGGGAAACGUGACUGAGUCUCGUCGAGAGGAAUUUCCGAAAGAGUAGAUCGCUCUUCGGAGAGGAGAGACACGCGGGAGCCGGAAGGGCAGCACCACCAGCAGGGUCCAGCGACAGCAGCGGCAGCCGGAAGGGCAGCGAGAGAGAGAGAGAGAGAGAGAGAGAGAGAGAGAGAGAAGAGGAGGAGGAGGAGGAGAAGGAAACGUACGGGCAGUAAAUACGAGAGAAAGGUCUCUCGGCCGCGACCUUUGACCCACCGCGACCUACCACGAGCUACCACGAGCCCUUGACGUUUCGAGCCCGGGCCGAGGAGGAUUCAACUCUCGUCACAGGACUCGUCAUCGGGAUCUUCGAUCUGACGGCCGCGGGGGUGGUGCAGCGCGACUGGGAGAUUGCAACAGGAGGAGGACUCGAGAAGGACACGACGAUUCUCCGUCCACACCCGCGUGUCUCUCUCUCUCUCUCUUCCUCGCCGUUUCGUGCACCGGAAGCGUGCGCUUCUGUAUACCUAAAACUCUGCCGCCGGAUCAUCGCGUGUGCGAGAAAUACGUGAAAGACCCUCGGAUCCUCGCGUCGUCUAAGCUCGAGCGAGAUCUCCCGAUUUUCUCGCUCGAUCGUCGCGCGGAGAGGCUUACGCCUCUCUCUCUCUCUCUCUCUUUUUUUUUUUUCCUUUCCACCCAUCUUCGACUCUCGCUCGUCAAGGGCGUCGUCUUUGUCGCCGAAGUUUCCUCGUCGUUGCAGCGACAUGGGCGGAUGUACUUCGAAGGAUACCACGUCGGGCGACGAUAAAAAGAGUAACAACAUGGUGGACGCAGCGGUUCUGGACAAACUGGAAUCCGGCUAUACGAAGUUGGUCGAGUCCGACAGCAAAUCGCUGCUAAAGAAACAUUUAACCAAAGAGAUCUUCGAUCAGCUCAAGACCAGAAAGACCUCAUUUGGUUCUACUCUCUUGGACGUUAUUCAAUCUGGUUUGGAGAAUCAUGAUUCUGGCGUCGGUAUCUACGCGCCCGACGCUGAGGCGUACACCGUCUUCGCCGAGAUCUUCGAUCCCAUCAUCGACGACUACCAUGGUGGCUUCAAGACGACCGACAAGCAUCCGCCCAAAGACUUCGGUGAUGUCGACUACUUCGGCAAUCUCGAUCCCACCGGUGAAUAUAUCGUGUCGACUCGCGUGCGAUGUGGUCGCUCCUUAGAUGGAUAUCCGUUCAACCCGUGUCUGACGGAGGCGCAGUAUAAGGAAAUGGAAGAGAAGGUGUCCAGCACGCUGUCAGGCCUCGCCGGAGAACUGAAGGGUACUUUCUACCCGCUCACCGGCAUGAGCAAGGAAGUGCAGCAGAAGCUGAUCGACGAUCAUUUCCUCUUCAAAGAGGGCGAUCGUUUCCUUCAGGCUGCGAACGCAUGUCGUUUCUGGCCCACCGGACGUGGCAUCUUCCAUAACGACGACAAGACUUUCUUGGUCUGGUGUAACGAAGAAGAUCAUCUUCGCAUCAUUUCUAUGCAGAUGGGUGGUGAUCUUGGACAGGUAUACCGACGCUUAGUGACAGCGGUGAACGAGAUUGAGAAGCGGCUACCAUUCUCGCACAACGAUCGCUUUGGCUUCCUGACGUUCUGCCCAACGAAUCUGGGUACGACGGUGCGUGCCUCGGUGCAUAUCAAAGUGCCGAAACUCGCGGCAAACAAAGCCAAGCUUGAGGAGGUCGCAGCCAAGUACAAUCUACAGGUGCGCGGUACUCGUGGCGAACAUACCGAAGCUGAAGGCGGCAUCUACGACAUCUCUAAUAAGCGCCGUCUCGGUUUGACCGAGUAUCAGGCUGUGAAGGAGAUGAACGAUGGCAUCGCCGAGCUCAUCAAAAUCGAAGCCAGCCUCUAA